AAGAUGGCUACGUAUUCUAAGUCAACUGUGGCUAGUGGCUCUGAUUCAUUUAUUGACUUUUGUUGUUUCCCCUGUUUAGAGCACAAAAUUGACCAGUGGGCUGACUUUUACUGCGAAAACUGUCAGAAAUGUUAUUGUGCAAAAUGUAUUAAUCUGCAUAGUCAGUUGUUUGGGACACAUGUGACAUACGGAAGGGGAGACACAAGUAAGUGGCCAGUGUGCAAGGAAGUGGAGGAUUUCCUUCAGAAGUGUGACCUUCAUGACGACAAACAUCUAGAAAUGUUUUGUGAGGACCACAGUCAGCUGUGCUGCACUAAUUGUGCUUUCCUCAAUCACAGACAAUGUGCUAAAGUAACACUGAUAUCCAAGUCAGUAAAAGGAUCUCCACCAAACUUGCAGCAACUAUCAAGAAAAAUCCAAAGCAUUCUUGAAGAAAUCAAGAAACUUCAGAAUUAUUGGGAUACCAACAUGCAGUCUUUGCAGGCUUCAUACGACAAACAAUUAUAUGUAAUACAUGACACACGCAAAAAAAUAAAUAGUAUUCUAGACAACAUUGAAAAAAACACCAUGAAAGAGCUAGAUGAUAAGUUGGCCAGUCUGAAAGAAUCUGUCAAGACUGAUGCAGACAAUUGCAGCAAACUCAAAAAUGAACUCAAGCAACUCAAUGACGCAAUACACGACAUUGUUGAUAAGGGCAAAGCAGAACUCACAUUUAUUGCAAGUAAGAAAUGUAUGGGAAAGAUUAAGCAGUCUGAAACAUAUCUGAAGCAGAACUCGUUUCAGGUUGAAAGUUCACUGACAUUCCAGGCAGACAGGGAUUUUCAACAGUACUUGUCUAAAUUGUCAAGUCUGGGGAAGAUUGUACUCAGUACCAAGAAAACAUUAGUGUUAGUUGAUCCAGACCAGGCACUCACAGUACAAGGGAAGUCAAAGUAUAAUGUGCGCCUACAGAGUGAUUCAGAUAACUGCUAUAUCGAUGCCAUUUGUGUUCUCUCUGAGGAUGAGAUCCUUGUUGCAGAUUAUUAUAAUAAACGAGUUAAGCUACUCAAUCAUCAAUACCAGGUGGUGGGUCAUUAUUAUGAUUUAAAUAGUUUUCCACUGGACAUGUGUAAAAUCACACCAAGUGAAGUAGCUGUUACUGUGGAUGACACUAGGACAUGUCAUGAGGUCCAGUUUGUCUCUGUGAAUGGUGGGCAGCUGGUUAAGGGCAGGAUGUUUCAGUUUCAACAUGGAUGUAUUGGUAUUGCUCAUAUUAUGCAAGACCUGUAUCUCACUUCUGGCACUGCACUUUACAAGUAUUCAAUGAAAGGAGCCCUGUUGACUAAGUUGUAUGAAGAUACAUCACACCAGCUUGCAGUAUUUAAGUGUGCAGUGAGUCCUUCAGGUGACAAGAUAUUUAUCACAAACAAUACCCAUCACAAGGUCCUCACCCUGGCCAGAGAUGGCACAGUUCUCCAAACCUUCACAGACCCAGACCUACAAAACCCAGCAGGUAUCCAUGUGACUGCUCUGGGACAGGUGCUGGUCUGUGGAGCGUCAUCCAGCACUAUCAUUCAGCUGGAUGGGGAAGGCAAGAAGAAGCUGGCAACUCUUGCUACCAGGAGGGAUGGACUUAAUCAACCAAACUCAGUCUUCUACAAUAGGAGCACAGCAUCCAUCAUUGUGGGACAAUGGUCUAGGGAUAACAUCCUUGUGUUAAGAGUAAAAUAGGUGUUUUUCCACAAGUUUCAGUACAAACAUUUUGGAACAUGUACUUAACAUGAAUUCUUGGCCACACCAAACUUGUAAUCAGUAUUACGAUUCAUCACAUAAUUCACAUGGAUGAUUUAAUAUUGUCGUGCCUACUAAUGUCAAAUCAUGAAUAUGUUUGAAAAGGUACAUUUAUAAUUAACUUUGAGAGCAUGGAUCUAUUAUUUAGUGUUUUGUUUCAAUGCAUAAUUCUUGCGGGAUUAUAUAUUGUGUUUGCAAUACAAUUUAAUAUGCGCUACCAUCUAUUGCUGAUAAUUAUUUUUCCUUUUCAAUCGCAUAUAAUCAGUGUAUUGUUGUUUCCUUGAUAUAUAUCUUAGAAAUGAAUAACAUGUACAUACAUGAUUUUUUUUUUGUGGUUAUGUUCUAUAAUAUUUUUGUGUAAUUGUUAUGCACAGUCAAAAGAACGGCAGAGUGCAAUUAAGGAGGGAAGGUUUUACAUUUUCAUUGUAUUAUUGAACAGUCACCAUGUGUUUUGUCCUUAAAAAUAUAAAGUUAUUUAGAUUGACAAUUAUGUAUUGUACAGACUUCUUAAAUUGUUGUUUUUAGAUUUUACUUUUGUUGAUUACAGUUAUAUAUGUAUUUACUUAUGUCAUUCAUGCUAUCUGCCUUUACUGUUCACUAUGUUUUGCUGAAUAAAUUAACUUUUAAUUACCGUAAAUUUGCGGCCAUAAGUCGACCAAAAAACGCUCCCAAAAUUUACUUUAAAAGUCAACUUGACUUAUGGAUGAGGUACUAAAUAAAAAUAAAAAAUAAACAUAUUUCUGUGCCGUUUUUUUUUAAAGUAAUAAAUCUCCGAAGCGGAGGAAUGAUGACUGUUUACGGUAAGGCCGACUCGUCUUUUAAAUGUCCGCCGAUAACAAAAUACUUUACAUUGGUUUUUAAUUCAUUAAUCUUCGUAAUAAGUCCAAAUAAAAACAUGUGAAAAUAACUUCGAAAAUAUUUAACAUUAGUGACAUACGGUAAAGUGGCGAAAAUAAUACAUAGCAAUUUGUCUAUCGAUACAUCGUCCGUUGUCUCCUAAGAACAAUAGAAAAUCCACUGCUGACACUUGAACCCAUUUAAAGUUAAUCCGUUUAAAUACAAACUGUCAACAGGUGCAGGUGUCUUUAUGCCACCAAAAUAUCUCUUCUCGGCCUUUUGACUAAGAUCAAAGUGUAAAGUGUAGUGUUGGCAUCCUUUUGAUCAUUUGUCUUUAUUGCAUCACGCCUGAAAUAGUUAUCCGUUAAUGAUAUGCACAACGGUUCUGCUACAAACUACUUCUGACCAAUCAAAAAUAAUUACUCGAUCGUUGGAUACGCAAUUAACCAAUCGCUAUUGUUCAACUUCACCUGGUAUAUUUUUUUAUUUGAUGAAGGUGUGGUUUCGUUGAUUUAUUCACAACUGUCCCACAAUUUAUGCAUUAUCGUUUCGUAAAUAAAUAGAUCUUAUCUGAGUGAAGAUUUCAUUCAUUGUUUGAUUAUAAUAAUAUUACGCACUCACCCUGGAUUAUUAAAAAGUGUAAUUGGACUUAUUAAAUACACAAUUACUUUCGAUUAUCUGCUAAGUUAUAAUUAAUAAGAUAAGAUGUUUUUCCAGAAUGCAGAAAAUAUUCCUCGGGUAUCUCAUGAUUUACGAAUAUAUAUUAUCAGUCGAAUAGCGAGCAAUGCGAGUGUAAGUAAAUUCACGUGUUUCACGCAUAAUGGCAAAAGCGUUGUUGAUUAUUUGAGAGCAAGUUACAAUAAUUUUGACCAUUGAAUGAAUUUCUGCGUUCAAGAUUUUACAGAAUUUUCACAUCAAUAGCACUAACAUUUGAAUACAAAAAUAUCUACUCAUAAUAGCAACGCUAAAACUUAUUACGUUAAACGGGAUAAUAAUUUUGAUUUGUGAAAUAUAUAUUAAGUUUAAAAUAAUGAAUGAUAUGUUAUUAUGAUUUUGAACAAUAAAAUAUAUUUUUCGUGAUAAUAAAUAAUUGAAAUGUUGAAUGUUUCGUUUUAAAUAUAUUCUUAUUAUUAAUAUCCCAAAAAAUGUCAAUUGCCGGUACAAAAGCCCUCAGAACCAUGACUAAAAUGUCACUUAAACAUGUCCGAGAUAUUGAGGAAAUUUACCGCCCGACUUAUGGCAGAGUCAAGGCAAAAAAACAAGUUUUUCUAGCCACAUUAUACCCCUCGACUUAUGGCCGAGGUAGACUUAUGGCCGCGAAUGUACGGUAUGUUCACAUUCCCCUUUGUCCUUUGCAUUUUCUUCCAAUCAAAUAUACAAAUAUUUGAA
Molecule: messenger RNA, 3996 nt
Organism: Dreissena polymorpha
Lineage: Eukaryota; Metazoa; Mollusca; Bivalvia; Myida; Dreissenidae
Exons: 3
Coding region: 4-1710 (568 amino acids)
Biological process (GO): proteasome-mediated ubiquitin-dependent protein catabolic process; protein polyubiquitination
Molecular function (GO): zinc ion binding; ubiquitin protein ligase activity
Source: RefSeq, a predicted model, not a curated record